AUGUACAAGGAGAAGAGCGAGCACGACGUGCCGGAGCUCGAGGAAGAGGCCUCCCCCAGCAAGAAGAAGAACAAGAAGAAGAAGAGAGAAAACGACAAGAAGAUGAGCAAGGAGGAGAAGGCGGCAGCGGCAGCGGCAGAGGCGGUGGCGGCGGAUGCGGCGCUUGCUGAGAAGGAGAGGCUCAAGGCGGAGAAGGCGGCCGCCAAGCUGGCUUUGAAGGAGGCCAAGAAGCUCGAGAAGGAGGCUAAGGAUAAGAAACUGCAAGACAUCAAGCAGCAGAGGUACGACGUUGCGGUGGAGCGUCAAGGCCGUCUUCUUGCCGCUGCCAAGGCCAUGCAACUUCCUGGGAACCCCUUAGACCAGCUGGUCAACGAGCUGGGGGGCGCUGGUGUAGUGGCGGAGAUGACCGGCCGCAAGGGGCGCAUGGUCAAGAAGCCGGACGGGGAGGUCGUUUACGAGAAGCGUAACGCCAACGGGAUUUCCAUGACCAUGCAGAACGUGUUCGAGAAGGAGUGCUUCAUGUCCGGGCAGAAGCUGGUGGCGAUCAUCUCCGAAGCGGCGUCGGCGGGCAUCUCCCUGCAGGCCGACCGAAGGGCAAAGAACCAGAAGCCCCGGGUCCACAUCACCAUGGAGCUUCCCUGGAGCGCGGACAAGGCGGUGCAGCAGCUGGGGCGCUCCCACCGGUCCAACCAGAGCUCGGCGCCCUCGUACAAGCUCCUGCUGUCCAGCGUCGGGGGCGAAAGGCGCUUCGCCUCCGCCGUCUCCAGCAGGCUGGAGUCGCUCGGAGCGCUCACGCAGGGAGACCGGAGAUCUGCCGGAGCGCACGGGCUCGGGCUGUCGGCCUUCAACAUGGACACCAAGUACGGCCGCCUGGCCCUCGAGAAGGUGCUGCUGGCGGCGAUUCGCCGCAUCCAGCCGGAGGUGGUGUUCCCCGCCCUGCCCGAGGGAGAGGACACCAAGGCGAUGGAGAAAGACGUUACCCUUGCGGGGGGACUCGCCACCGACCGCAUCCGCGUGUACCGGCCUCUCACUGGGGCGAAGGACUACAGCCGGGCCAAGCUGAGGGAGAGCUACGAGAAGGUCUCGGUGGACAAGGCCAGGGGGUACUGGCGCGAGGAGUACAGCGGGGAGCGAAACGAGAUUCGUUUUAAGCACUUCGUCAUCCUCGCGGGAAGCGUGCUGCCCGUCUGGCGAAAGGUCGAAGGUGUGCUUAACGCAAACACGCACACCCAGCACGAGAGGCGGCUGCGCAUCGUCCGCGCCACCGAGAAGGAGGACGAGUGGAACAUGCACGACGACGACGGGACCGGCGAGAACGGGAAAGAAGGCGGCAGCGGCAGCGGCAGCGGUGAUGGCGACAAGGAGGGCGCCGGGGAGAAAGCAGGCAGCGACGGCGGAAGGGCUUCCGGGGACAAGGCGGCCGGAGACAGCAGCAGCAAGGAGGACGAGAAGCCGUGCUGUGAGGUCUGCGGAGGGAGCCAGGACGUGGGGGACUCUUCGGGCGAGGAGGAAGAAGCGGCGGCAGCGGUGGUGCCCGCCGGGAAGGGGAAAGAGGACGAAGAGAGCGAGGACGAGCCGUCUUCCUCAUCGUUUGAGGAAGAAGCAGAGGGGGGCGCCGCGAAGAGGAGGGUUACUAGGCGGGGGGGGUGGAGGGCGCCGGUGUUCGGGAAGGGGGAGGGGAAGCUGCUGGCCUGCAGGGAGGAGGGCUGCGGGAGACGGUUCCACAUGGGGUGCCUCAAGCCUCCCCUCUCGAGAACUCCGAAGGAGGGGGAAUGGUCGUGUCCCAUUUGCCGCAAGAGGAAAGCACACGCGGAGCGAGAGGCCAAGGCCCAGGCCAAGCGAGACCAGAAGAAGCGGGAGCUGGCGGCCAAGUUGGCCAAGUCGCCCGUCAAGACGAUCAAGCUGGAAGCGACGGACGGACCUCGAAACAUAAUCGGCAUUAUCCUCCCGGAGCGGUCGGUGGAGAGCGUGUGCGACGCCCUUCGCGGAUACGAGGCCGAACUUGAGAAGCAGCGCGAGGCGGGGGAAAGAAGGGAGAGGGAGGAGAAGGAGGCCCGGGAGGCCGCGGAGAGGGAUCGCCAGGAGGCCAAGCGCGCGCAGCAGGCCAUGAAGCUCGAAGAGCGCAACAAGCAGAAGGGCAAGGCUCACGGGGGCGGAGCCGGAGCCGGGGCCAGCGGAGACGUGAAGAGGGAAGAGGAGGCGGGGGAAGAGGAGCAGGACGGAGGUGCCCCUGUACUGUCUUCGCUGGACGGGCGUGGGUCGUUUAACGGGGACCUGGUGCAGCUGCUGCAGGGCGGAGGGGGAGCGCGGGCGGCGAAGAGGACGGCAAUGCAGCAGAUGCAGAGGGACGCACGGGGAGGGGGAGGGGGAGGGGGAGG
Ectocarpus siliculosus is the source of this 2378-nucleotide messenger RNA. Lineage: Eukaryota; Phaeophyceae; Ectocarpales; Ectocarpaceae. The record is from the annotation of a GenBank genome assembly.